Messenger RNA from Myotis myotis, 1964 nucleotides. RefSeq names its product uncoupling protein 3 (gene UCP3). Gene Ontology annotation, cellular component: mitochondrial membrane. Lineage: Eukaryota; Metazoa; Chordata; Mammalia; Chiroptera; Vespertilionidae. Gene Ontology annotation, molecular function: oxidative phosphorylation uncoupler activity. The transcript is spliced from 7 exons. The record is from RefSeq and is a predicted model, not a curated record. The coding region runs from base 838 to 1896 and encodes 352 amino acids. Gene Ontology annotation, biological process: adaptive thermogenesis; mitochondrial transport; response to cold.
CCCUCACCUCCCUGCCCCUCACCAGCCGCUUCUUGUCAAGUGAUCAGGCUGUCACUAGCAUCUGCAGGAUAAGGUUUCAGGUCAGUCAGAGUGUAUAAAGAUAGGUGCCAAGCCGGAGGCAGCAGAGACAGCCGUGAAUGGCCAGGGAGCAAUCAAAGUCCUGUUGCCACCUCCUGAGAUGGAGCCCUAAGGAGGUCCUGCGCUUCCCCUACCCCUGCUGGACUCAGAGAGAGUGGAAGGAAGGAGGAGAAGGGGGGGAAAGAGAGAGAGAAGCAUCAGUGUGAGAGACACAUCAACUGGUGCCUCUCUCACGCGCCCCAACCAGAGGCAGGGAGCGAACCUGAAAACAAGCCUCCUCCCUGCACGAAAGCCCAGGGCUACAGAGCCGCCUCUCUCCUCAGACCUGAACUGGGCCCUCAAGGGACUGGGAGAAACGUCUGGGACCAUGGUUGGACUAAAGCCUUCAGAGAUGCCUCCGACAACAGCUGUGAAGUUCCUGGGGGCGGGCAUGGCGGCCUGUUUUGCUGACCUCCUCACCUUUCCACUGGACACAGCCAAGGUCCGCCUGCAGGUAGGUGCCCUUGGCCUAGGGUCAUUUUUCGCAUCAAAGGAAGGGCUGAGGUCUCUUCCACAGCACCUGUACCGGCUCCCAACAAGCUCUUCCUCACACACAACCCUGAGCAGGCCACUCACUCCACUGCUGCCCACCCUGCCUUGCUGCCUCCCCAUCGCCAUCGCCCAAGACAAAAAAAUCUUAAUUCCUUGGCAUGCCGUGACAGGACCCUUCAUGGCCCAGCCCUAUUUUGUAAACCGUAAAGAGUGAAGUAAAAGUAAGGAAUGACCUUGAGCAAGCCACUGACCACUUUGGUGGGAAAAACAAUCUGCCCUCCCUUUGCUCUGAGAAUCAAAUGCCACACUGUGAGCUGUAAACUGCGGCACAAACCUCAGUCACUCUUCCUGGGAUGUGACAGCUUAGGCAUGCUUGUUCUCCAAGUCCAGCCCCAGGCAGGUGCCUCUGAACACAGCCCCGUCCGGCCCCUUCCCUCCCCCACCAAGCUCCUCAUACCUCUGCGGGGUGUCCCCCAGAUCCAGGGGGAGAGCCAGGCAUCCCAGGCGGCCCGGAGCGUCCAGUACCGCGGCGUGCUGGGCACCAUCCUGACCAUGGUGCGCACCGAAGGUCUCCGCAGCCCCUACAGCGGGCUGGUCGCCGGCCUGCAGCGCCAGAUGAGCUUCGCCUCCAUCCGCAUCGGCCUCUAUGACUCUGUCAAGCAGCUGUACACCCCCACAGGAUCAGACCACGCCAGCAUAGCCACCCGGAUUUUGGCGGGCUGCACCACAGGGGCCAUGGCGGUAACCUGUGCCCAGCCCACGGAUGUGGUGAAGGUCCGAUUUCAGGCCAACAAGCACUUUGGGCCUGGCGGCAACAAGAAGUACAGUGGGACAAUGGAUGCCUACAGGACCAUCGCGAGGGAGGAGGGGCUCAGGGGCCUGUGGAAAGGAACUUUCCCCAACAUCACGAGGAAUGCCAUCGUCAACUGUGCUGAGAUGGUGACCUAUGACGUCAUCAAGGAGAAGCUGCUGGACUAUCACCUGUUCACCGACAACUUCCCCUGCCACUUUGUGUCUGCCUUUGGAGCCGGUUUCUGUGCCACAGUGGUGGCCUCCCCAGUGGACGUGGUGAAGACCCGGUAUAUGAACUCGCUCCCAGGCCAGUACCGCAGCCCCCUGGACUGUAUGCUGAAGAUGGUGGCCCGGGAGGGUCCCUCAGCCUUCUACAAGGGAUUUACACCCUCCUUUUUGCGACUGGGAAUCUGGAACGUGGUGAUGUUUGUCACCUAUGAGCAGCUGAAACGGGCCCUGAUGAACAUCCAGAUGCUACGGGAAUCUCCGUUCUGAAUAGGUCAGGCCACAUGGAUGCAACUGGAACAAAAUCAGUUAAGAAUGGAAUAAAGCAGUGGGUCCAC